AUGCAAGAUUGUUAUAAUGUUAUUAGUACGCCAUUUGAAAUGGCACCAAAAAAAAGAAAAAAAAGUUCAAGGAGGAUUCGAAGGAGAAGUAGACUAAAUGUAAUGAUUGAUGAUGACUAUAGUUCAGAUUUUAGUGUUACAAUAAUUGGUGAACCAGAUCAUACUGAAAUUUUUGAGGUUGAAAAAAUUAUUAUGGCAAGAUAUAAAUUAAAUGGAAUAAAAAAAAAAAAAAAAAAAAGUGAUAAUUUAGAUAAUUUUGAAUUUUUAAUUAAAUGGAAAAAUUAUGAUAGUGAUGAUAAUACAUGGGAGCCUUUUGAAAAUUUAAGUGUAAAUUUAAAAGGUGAAGCAAGAAAAGCUGCUUUAAAAUUAACUGAAGAAUUAAAAGCCAUGAAAUUAUCAACCUCAUUAAAUAGUAAUGAUCCAAAUAUGCAAAACCACAUCAACCAAAUACCUACACAAUUAUUAAAUAAUAUAUCAUAUGGUAUGCAUAUAAAUAGUAACAUGACUAGAUUAGAUCAAUCAUAUGAUUCUAAUUUAGUUCCUGACACUAAUUCGGAAACAUUAUAUAACAGUAAUUUAUACAACCAAUUUAAUAUAAAUAUUAAUAGACAUCAGAAAAAUGAAAACAUUGAUAAUAGUAUGUACUAUAAUAAUAAUAUGUAUGACAUAAAUAAAUUCUCAGCAAAUGAAAAUAAUGAUAUAUCACAACAAAAUAAUUGUAAUACUUAUGAUAAAAAACGAAGAAAUAUAAGAAACAUAAUAUCUGUAUCUGAUGAAUUAAAAAAAAACAAAAUUUCAAACUUUGAAAAUACAAAUAAUAUAAUAAAUUCUUUAGAUGAUAAUUAUUGUCUUAGAAAAAAACGAGCAUCCCAAAAUGUAAACAGGUGGAAUAACAGUAAUGAAGAAAAUGACACAACUAUGCGUCGUUAUUCUCUAGAUGAUUAUUAUGUAUAUAAUAACAAGAAACAUAAUAAUAAAUUGAAUUUUUUUAAUGAGUAUAAAAAUAAUAAAACAAAAGAUAUAAAUCUUUCAUCCAAUCAUCGUUAUUUGAAACAUAAUUAUCCAAAUGAAGAUGAAAAUUAUAAUCAAACUUUUUUUAAUUUGUCUGAUGAUAUGUAUUCAAAAAAUAAUGAUAGUUGGGAAAUAAAAGAAAAUAAUAAAAUGAUGGAUUCCAAUUUAAUAUCUAAUAAUAAGAGGCAAAAAAAGAGGGGAAAUAAUAUUGCCACAAAUAUUAUGGACAAUUCUAAUGAUAUUUCAAAAAAAAAUAAAUAUAAUAAACAUAUAAAUAGUAAUAGCUUCAUCGAAAGUAGUCAUGACACCAGCAUGGGCAACACUAGCAGUAGAAAACGAAGUGUUACUAGACGACGUAGUAAAAAUAAACAAAAUACUGACAUAAACAUAAGGAAUAAUAUUCCAAUAAAUCAUAAUGAUCCAAAUUUAUCUAAUUGUAAUCAUAAAAAUAACUUAAACCAUUUAAAUAAAACAAAUAUAAAAAAUAAUAACGAAAAAUGCAAAUGUUCAAACUGUUAUGGAUUAAUGUGCAUGAAUAAAAAUAUGCUUAAUAAAUUUGCUUCUGAUGAAAAAACCGAUGAAUCAUUAUUAAAAAAUAUGGAAAAUAUUUUUAAUACAUUCAUUGAAUUAGAUAAUGAAAAUCAACAUUGUAAUAAUUCUACUUCAAUUAUAAAUUCCUACACAAAUUCAGAAUUACCUACAUCUGAAAAUUAUAGGAAUAAUAUUAAAAAUGUUGAAAAUUUAUAUAUGAGUAUGAGCAAUUGGUACUCUAAAAAAAGUGAUAAUAAUAACCAAACAAAAAAUUCAUAUAUUUAUGGCAAUAAUAAAUUAAAUAAACAAAAUGAAAACAUUUCAAAGGAUAAAAAUCAAACAUCAUUAGGAUAUUUAAACUCAGGCAUAGUUCAUAAUAGUAACCCUAAUAAUGAACAUGUAGGCCGAUAUCAAAAUUAUCAAAAUAUUUGUGAUAAAAGAAUGAAUGAUAUUCCGACAUAUGAAAGUGAUGCAAAUGGAUUACCAUCUCAAUUUAAUAAAGAAAUAAAUAAAGAAAAUAAUAUUAACAAACAUUCAAGUGGUAUAGAUAGUCAUUAUAAUGCUGGUCGAUUACCUUCCAAUAUACCAAUUGCGAUUAAGCGUGAAAAAAAUAAUAAUGAUAACACCCCUCCUUUAAAUUUAGAUCAUGAUACAUGUGAAAAUAUGAGCCCAAAAAAUCGUUUCAUACGAAGUAUUAGCAAAUUAGUAGAUAGAGAUAAUGAUAAAUGUGAUUAUUAUAUUGAUGUUUUGGAAAAUGUUUUGCGUGUUUUAAAAGAAAAAAAAAUAAAUAUGCAAUCAUAUAAUGCUAAUAAUAAUACUACAAAUUUUAUGAAGUCCAAUCCAAAAAUCAAUAUAAAUAAGCAAACUAGCCACCCUAUUUAUAAUAACCAUAACGAACAUAAUAAUUAUAUUCAAAACAACAGUUACGAUUAUUCUAAUAUAAAUAAUAUUAACAUUGAUGAAAAUCAUGCUUUAAAUACAAACAAAACGGGUUUUGGUUUCAAACAAAAACAAACUUCUAACAAAAGUAGGCAUAAAAAAAACAAUGAUUUAUCUGAAUUUUACCAGCAUUCACAAUUAUAUAAUAAUCAAACUAAUUUUGAGCAUUUUGGUAAUGAACAAAAUAAUAGUAAAAGAAAAAAAUAUGUAAGAAAAUCCUCUCAUAAUAAUAAUUACAAUACUGAUACUAACAAUGAAUAUAUAAACAACUACAACCUUAGCAAUCUCAUAAAUAAUAAUAAUAAUAAAUUAAAUUGUGAAAAAAAAAAUGAUAAUACGAAUGAUAUAUCUAUGCCUAAUAUUAUAGAUGAAAAAUAUAGUGAUAAAAAACGAAAAGUAGAAAUGAGAAAUAUAUCUAUAAAUAUUCCAAACACUUCCAUAAAUAAUAAAGAAAUUAUAGAAGAACAUGAUGGAAUUCCUGAACAAAAUUGGAAUAAUAAUAAAAAAAAUGUUAGAAAAGUUAGAAAAAAAUUAAAUGGAGAUAAAAUGAUAAAUACAAAUGAUUCGAACAAUGAAAAAAAUAUAAACUACCAAGAUCAUAGUUUGGAUAAAGAAAAUUCUGAACAAGAUGGAAAAAAUAAAUAUGCAAUUUUGAAUACAUUAGAUAUAAAUGUUAUUAAAGAAAAUUAUAUGAAAAAAUAUUCUGAAUAUAUUGAAUCUAUUAAUAAGCUUACUUUAAAUAAUAUAGAUACACUUAUAAAAAAUAUAAAUAUAAUAAAUUUUUAUAAUAGAAAAACGAAUGAUAGUAUUAAUUUUAUUAAAGGAAAAUUCCAAAUACAUCUAAUAGAAUCAUAUACAAAUAUAUUAUUAUAUUUUGAUAUAUUUAAUGAUUUUAAAAAUUAUAAUUUUAUUUAUAAAAAUUGUGAAUUUCUUAAUACUUUAUUAGAUCAUUUUUGGGGAAAUAUAUCAGAAAAUAAAAAUCAUAAUAUUGAUCCUUCAACAAAUGAACUGUCAAAAAAUAUAAUUUUAUUCAAUGAAAUAUAUAAAUUAAAUCACAAACUAAAUGAAUUUUUUAAAGAAAAAUUUGUAUCCUUAAAUUUGAAGCCAAAGCUUUUAUAUUUCCCAUCACCGAAUUAUUUUAUGUGUUUCUAUUUUCAUCUUAGCUCUAAAAAUGAUUGUAAUAAUGUAUAUGAAGAUGAAGAAGAUGGUGCUACUACUCGUGCCAGUAGUCACAGCAAGCACACCAAUUCAAGCAAAGAGCAUAGCGAAAGUUUGAACAACAUCUCUGAUAAUAAUAAAAAUAAUACCCAUGCUGAUACUUGCAAAGAUCCCACUGGAAUCAGACACUAUAUUGGUCAUACUCAAAUUAAUCCCUAUUUUCUAGAUGGUUCCAAUAAAAAUUAUCACAACGAUAAUAUAACAAAUAACAAUGACAAUUGUAUUACUAGACAAAAUGAAGAAGACAACAAAUCUGAAUACAAUUCGAUUAUUACAAAUGAUUCAUUUUCUGCUAAGGGUAAUGAUGGGAUUACAGAUAAUGAACUUGAUAAUACUUUAGAUCAUGCUAUUAUCUCUGAAAAUUUUUAUAGUAAUAGUAAUGGAAAUGCUAACAACGAAUUAAAAAAUAGAGACCAUGGUAAUUAUACAAUAGAUGCAACACAUCAUUCUAUAGCAUGUGAUGAAAUGAAAAAAACAAAAUAUAGAAAUUCAACGUUUCAAUCCAAAUAUGACAACUCACAGUUUAGCAAAUUCGAAUACCAAACUGAUACAUGUAAAGAGCAUCAGUUUAAAACCGCCAAAAGAUUUUUAAAACAUAAUUUAAAUAAUAAUAAAAUAUCGAUUUUUAAUAGUGGUAGUGACUCUAAUAAAAGAAGGUUAUCAUUAAAUGAAAAUAUGAAAAGGGGUGAUUGCGAAAUAAUAGAAGGAAAUAAUGUUUCACUAAAAGCUGACGAUUUCAUGCAGAAUAGCAGAAUUCAAGAAAAUAAUUCAAAUGAGAAUACGCCAAUUUCUCAGGUAAAAUUUUGCAUAAACACAGAUCAUGGAAAUGACAAAGUUAAUAUUAUUAAUAAUGAGCAAAUUGGUUCUGAAAAAUCCGCCAUUUUUAAAGACACACAAAAUAACUUAAAUGAUAAUAUAUUGCAUUUAAGUAAUUCUCGAAAAAAAUUUUCAUAUGAUAUGUCUUUCAUGAGUGCUAAUGAACAAAGUGAUCAAGAUGAAAAUAAUGACUGCAACGAUGCAGAAAAUGUGAUAAGCCCUUUUGACGAAAAAAAAAUGAUGCUAUACGAUAGUGUGAACAAAUCUAAUGAUUUUCAAAGUUUCCAAAAAGAAAAGGAAAAUAAUUUAUCUAUGGAAAAAAAUGAGUCGAUAUAUGAAAAUGCUAAUACAAAUAAUCUAAACAAUGAAUAUGAGAGAGGUGAAAAUAAAGAUGAUGAUAAUAAUAAUAUGGAUAAAUCUUCUAAUGCUAACCCAAGCAAUUCUAAUAAUAAUAUCCGUAUUAAACUUAAUAUUCAAUCUUUAUAUAAUGCAUAUGUUAACAUAAAUGAUGAGCCCCAAAAUAAUAGCAAUUAUUAUGAUAAUUAUGCCUCACGCACUAGUGAUUAUAAUACAUAUACAGAUGAUAAAAAAAAUAAGAUAUUCAAAGAGGAUAUAAAGAAUGUUCUUUAUAAUUAA
Molecule: messenger RNA, 5151 nt
Organism: Plasmodium vinckei vinckei
Lineage: Eukaryota; Apicomplexa; Aconoidasida; Haemosporida; Plasmodiidae
Product: conserved Plasmodium protein, unknown function
Exons: 1
Coding region: 1-5151 (1716 amino acids)
Source: RefSeq, a predicted model, not a curated record